GUGGGAUCGUAAUGGCCGUUAGAUUACCCGCAAAAUACAAACACUGUUUUGUUGGCGUUUUUAUAUACUCCAAUGCAUGUCUAGCUUAUGACUAAAUAAUAGGUAAGGGGAGAAUCAGACAAUAUCCUAGUGUAAAGAAGUGGUUAAGGGUCAAAUUUGUUGAAUUGAAGAUGAAUUCCAGCUGGAGAUCCGAACAAGAAGACCCCACUGUUGUCAGCGCCAGACAUGUAUUUCGUGGGAUUGAAUAUGUUGUCACUCUCAUGAUCGACAACAUCAAGGAGAUGUUUGUCCUUGAGGUUGAAGAUAGGCUUACUUCUGAUCAAUGGAGAGGACAGUUCGAUGCUAAAUGUAAGUACAUGCCUGGUAGAAAAUAAAUGAAAAUUCGAAUGUGUUUACUUAAUUAAAGUCAGAUCAUUUUAUUUGUUGUAGUUGAAAAUAAUUAACAGGGCUAAAAUUAUUUUAACGUCGUGAAGUUCUCGAUAAGCUCUGUCUACUUUUCAUUAUCAUUAACCGGAAACGGUGAGCUUAUAGAAUUGGCCGUGUAUUUCAUUCCAUAAUCGUGUAUAACAUAAUAAUACUCCUUGAGUAUGGCAGCGUUGCCUGGGACCCAUAUAACCCGAUAUUUUGGCAAUAUCUGCAACAUAGAAAAAGAAAACAUGUGACAAGACUGGGCCACUUUAGACUUCUGACAAUCUGCCAUUUCUCUUUAAAUCAUCAAGUUCUUAUCCUAGCCAGCGUUUUUGCAAACAAUGGGUUUACGGUCAAGUCGCCCGAUUGGCCCGAAAGUCAUCUCGCCCAAAGUUAUGUCACCCAAAAUCAGAGUUGUGUCGCGCAAAAUUUUUGGUCAAGUUGCCUGAAAUACUGACUUAUCAUGCUCAACAGCAUCCUUGCAUCCUUAUUACAUAUUUAUUGUGCCUCUUUCAUCUCAUCGAAGAUUAAAGAAUGAGAUAUAGUAGUCAUUUAUCGCACUUGUUUUGUUGUUCAUCAAGGGUUAAAGAGGGAGAUAUAUAUUACACAUUUAUACCGCUUCUUUCACCUCAUCGUCGCUGAAAGAACGAGGCAUGUUAUACAUUCAUUCCUCUUGUUUCAUCUCCUGAUGGUUUAAAGAAUGGGACACAUUAAAAAACACACCCCGUUUAUUUAACAAAAAUUAACUUUGUUUCUCUUUGCACUUCUCGUGAUAAAAUUCGGGUGACUUUACUUGGCAUUUCGGGUGACAUAACUAUGGUUUCAGGCAACAUAACUUUGGGCGAGAUGACUUUCAGGCAACUUGACCUUAUGACAUUAAAAGGGUUUGGAACAAAAUAAGAAAAGACUUUGAAUUCUUAAGUAGUAAACAAACCCUCUGACAACCUAGAAACAGAGUAGCUGAGUGGUCAGUUUUACAGGUGAUGGCAGAUUAUUGAUAGGUCUGUGGUAAGUCUGGUGUGACCUAGUAAGAAAUAAAAGUCAGAAGUCGAUUUAAUAAAACUUUUACAAGUGUAGCCGUUGUUUUAGACUCUAAAAACAAUAGCUACACUUGUAAAAGUUUUAAUAAAUUGACCCCAGGUCCAUCAGAACUAACUUAUUCUCUCUUAAUUUCACGAGUAUUGAAUUUCGUGAAAAAUCAUGGGCCAUAUUUCACGAGUAUUUAAUUUCGCAAUUUUUAGGAAAAGCUAGAAUUGGAGUGUAUGAAAUUUUGUGAUUUUUCUAUUCUUUAAAUUACAAUGUAUGUAAAGUAACUUUAACCUCAGAACAGUAACAACCUAAUUAAUACUUUUAUCGUAUAUUAUACAACAGAAAACAAAGACAAUUACAAACAAAACAAGCUAAACAUAAAAAAGCAUAAGGUUUUCAACAGUCUAAAUAGGUACCUGCAAAUAGUCACAUAGUAAAUAUUUUACAUUCUGAUAAACUUUGUUCUUAUAAUGUUCUGUCAGAUAUGAUUCUUUCCAUAUUAGAUCUUUACAUCCCUUAUACUUCUAUGUCUGGUAUUAAAGGUGAUGAUUUUAAUCUUGUGAGUGUUAGAUUUCAUGAGUAUUUAAUUUUGCAAUUUUUCCCAAAUCUUAAAAAUCACAAAUUUAAUACUUGCGAAAUUAAGUGAGAAUAAGGUCGCAAGCAGUGAUCACAUGUAAGGCUUUUAAGCUAAGCAUUCAAGGACGUCUUUCUUAAAAAGAACAGUUAGAAACUGCUGUAGAUGUCUAGACUGCUUGCAUUCCACCUUUUCUCUUAGAUCCAUCUUGAGUUCUUAGACAGUUCGUAGGGACAAAAAACACUUUUAGCCAAUAAAGGACUGGGAUGAGACAAGAAAAACAGAACAAAAGAGUCAGCAGUCUGUCUCCUCCGGGGCUUACACCCUCGUUUCUCAUAGCUUCCCCACUGUAAAUUUGAAGAGAAUAGGAGACUACUCACAGUCUAGUAAAUGUCCGUAGUGGAAAGGAAGUCAUGGCAAACUUACAGGAUUUGUAAAAGGUGUAAUUUUUCAGCUGUUUGUUUUCUAUUUAUGUAAAAUGUCUCCACUGAAGAAGGAUGAUAAACCCGAAACAUUUGUGUUUCUUUGAAAACAUUUGACACUUUUUGACAUUUCUUUCCAAAUAUCACCUUAUCAGCUAUUGGCGUUUUACUUAAACUGGCUGAUUCACAAACCCACUUUUAAAACAGUCAGUUGGUUUUAACCAUUGCAAUUAAAAAAAAAAAAUGUUUAACUUUUUCAGACCGAUCAUUUGGCAUUGUCCCCAGAAAGAAGAAAGAUCAACUUUUGGUAAACACAAAAGCAGUUUGCUUUUGAAAAAUUUUGUUAGCACAAGCUGAAAGAGCAUAUUGAAAUUAGGUAACCUGAGAAUUUUCAUCCGUAUAUUUCAAAAGUAGUGAUUGCAAGCGCUGCCGAAAGUCAUAAAAGCCACCCAGUAGUGCUUGCAUGGUUUUACAUACAAAUCCUUGUAAAUUCUAAACUUUUUAAACUGUCGUGUCAUCUUUUUCUUACGCAUUUAAGGGCUCAAAUUGUCUGUUUUGAAUUAAAAGGAGACUUGAGCCCUGUAAUGCUUAAGGAUAUAUUUUAUGACAGUUUUAAAAAAUUUAAUUUCAAAGUUACAAGGAUUUGUAUGGAAAACCAUUCAAGCGUGACUGUAUGGCAAAAGUUGUUUUUCUCAUACUAAUGCUUCUAACUUUCGGCGGUCAUUGCAAUCGCUACUUUUGAGAUAUACGGCUGAAAGUUCUCAGGUUACCAAUUAAUUUUUUAAUAUGCUCUUUCAGCUUGUGCUAACAAAAUUUUUCAAAAGUGAACUGUUUUCAUGUUUACCGAAAGUUGAUCAUGCGAUCAAGUCAUGCAAAGAGCCUAUUAAUUUAGAAAACAUGCCAAAACACUUUCAUUUUAGAAACAUUGUCAUACAAAAGUAGAUAAAUAACAAGCUUCAGUUUGUAUUUAGCUAUGACUGAUAUUAAACUUGGUGGCUCUUAAAAGAGCCGUUGGCUUGUUACCCUUAGUGUGCUAAAUAAAACUAAAAACAAUAAUAUUAAGUUUAAGAAAUAAAGGCAGCUGGUAAUGAAACUAAGUUUAAAACCAUUUUAACCUUAAUUUCAUUUUGAUCUACUACAUAUUACGUGGCAAUUUGCUUUCAACAGGCCAUUUCUGAGUUGCACAAAGCCCCUGUUUCAUAGUGAGGCUACACAAGAAGCCAUUGAUAUAAAACUUUUAACUCAUCACAAGAAAAGUUUUGCACUUGGUCUUGUUUUGAAAGUUAGGAUUAUUGGAACUCUGAAAUGGCCUAUUUUCACCGUUUUACUUAUUAUGUUACAUGCACCUCACCUGAAGACAAUAGCCACCAACAAAGUUGUCCAAAUGAUGGCCAUUUUAUACAAUUUAGGGCUCACACUAUUUUGUAAUAAAUUUUAGCAAUAACAUUGCUUUGAUCUGUUUGUCCAGUGCACAUGACUGUGGUUGUGACUUUAAUCAAUACAGAUAUUGAGGAUCUAACUCACAAAACUGGAAAUUUCAAGCAGUUUACAGUGUUCAUCAGCAUGCUUGAAAGUGCACUGUCUAAGGUAAGCUGUUUUGUUCCUGAUAAAACAAUAACUAGGGUACAGUUACUUUUUUCACCCUCUUGAGAUUACAUUGUACAUUUUGCGAUGGUUGAAGUCCAAGAGCUAUUUUUGCUACUUCAUUGCAUGGUGGCAGCAUUAUUCUCAUAUACUUCUAUUCUCACAGAACAGUAAUUCAGUAUCAGUGGACCUUUUGACCUAUGGAGACCUUGAAUCACUACGCAAUCAACAUCACAGGCCUGGGUUUGGAACACAGCAUAUUCCUGGUGCUAAAACAAGAUCACAACUGAACUCAAAGAGAUACCUUAUCAUGACAUAUACUGUUGAGUUUGACAGGUGAACAACAAUUCCCUUUGAUAUAUUUGGUAAUAAACAGUAAAAUUUUAUGUCUUUGGGUAGAUUUCCACCGUCGGGUAAUUUUUAAGUUUGUAUGCAUGUAAAAUUUUACAGGCUUAAAUAAAAUAGGGGCAAUUUACAUUGUAUGGAAUGUCGUGUGUAAUGGUAAAAGUUCAGCAAGUUUUAAUUUUUUCAUUUAUGUGCAACCUUCCAUACUUUGCUUCUAAUUUAAGCUUAUUUAUGCGUGAAAUUUUACAUGCGUAAACACAUGAAAAUUAUGCAACAGGGGAAAUCCACCCUUAGGUAAUAAACAGUAUUUUGCCCACAUAAACAUUUUUCAGGGCUAGAAUGCUUACCAUGAUAAUGAUACGAGGAGAUGUCAGUCAGUGUUGAGAUAAAUUUGCUUUCAGUCCCAAAAGAAGGGCAUUCCAAAUGAAAGGCCUUGAACUGCUUUGUAAAUAAAACACUAGCUGUUUUUAAUUCCAAACUAAUGAGACCCAACUUUUUGGGCCUUUUUUGUUUAUUUUUUGAAUUUUUAAUAUUUUUGGAAUUUCAUUCCAUCCAAUAUCUCUUGUAUUUUUACAUUUUCUGAUUAAGAAUAAUCCACACACUGAAAGAUAUGGGGAAAAUUGUGGCUAAGUAAUAUUAAUUUAAUUCAAUCAAAAUUAUUUUAGCUUAAAAAACAAGUUUGCAACAAAUACACAUGGCUCGUACAAUCUUGAAAAGGUACUGAAUUUUACUAUUCGUCUUGAAAAGUCCUUGAAUUUGGUUUAGAUCCUUGAAAAGUACUUGAUUUCUUUAUUAGGCCUUGAAAAGUCCUUGAAAUUCACAACCUUGUCUACACCAGACAACUUUUUUCUGUAAAAUUAGAUUAUUUUGCCGAUGCAAAGUUGGCUUAUCCUCGGUCUUAGAACCUGUAAAACUCACGGGUAACAUAAAGACAUCUUUCUGCAUGAACAAUAUUUUAUUUCUGUUUCUUUAUUUCAAAUGCUAUUUCUGUACCUCAGAUGCAAUUGCAAAUCAUACCCAGUCAUUUUGCAAAGUUUUUUUGCAGAAAGUAGUAUAAAAUAACGUGAUCGACGAUGGCCAAAGAAGUAAAAGUCAUAAAUGACUUCAUGACAUGUAGCCAAAUUAUAGGGUGAUCAAAGGGGGUUAAAGAGUGCCGAUUUAUUAAAUAAAUGUUAGUCCUUGAAAACAGUAAUUUGUCCUUGAAAAGUCCUUUAAAUUUGCUUGUCUUAUGUUGUGCGAGCCAUGAAUACACAUGUUACACUGUACAUGUAUAUUACUGUGAAACUUUCAAGGUGUAAAUGCCAGAGAUAUUUCUGUAAUGUUACUGCUCUGCAAGGAAAAAGCCAGUCAGUUGAAUCAGGCAUGAUAAAACUACAAAAUAAUUAGUUUGAAGGAUCAACAGCAAUUAGUUUAAGGGCUUUUGUGCUCUAUUCACAACACUCAUAAUGAUAAGCAAAGUUGAAAUACAUGUACACCUAAUUAACAGCUUUAACGUGGCUAGUCAAAUGGUUUCACCUGCAAUUGGCUUAACCCCUGAUAAUAAAUUCCGAUUUCGCAUGGAAAUCAUUGAUUCUUGCUCAGUUUUCACCUGAACCAGGCAGGGGUGAACUCUUUGGUCUUUAUACACCCCUUGCAAUUUUCUCAUGGUGAAACUGGCAGCUGAAGUCCAAUCUCAGUUCUUGAUGCUCAAGCUGAGCAACCGGCACAAUAUCAAGAGCUGGAGGUAUAUCUCUUCAUUGGAAAAGGCUAUUUGAAGAGACUUGUAGCAGGCGUCUGGUCUAUGACUAGAGAGACACCGGAGGCUCUCUUUUAGCAAAGUUGCCAAUUUAAUCGGCGGUGGCUAGUCGGUGAACUGGCAAAUAAGGCAUCUAGUCUAUGACUAGAGAAAUGCUGCGCAGACUCACUUUAUUUGUAUUAAUUCCUUCUGCUUUAGUGGUCAUUGGAUGUUUACAAAGGGCUGAAGUGAGGUUGCCGAUUAAUCAGCGGUGGCUUGUUGGUAAACUGGUGGAUAAGACAUCUAGUCUAUGACUAGAGAAACUCCACAGGCUCUCUUUAUUUGUAGUAAUUCCUUCAGCUCAAGUCGCCAUUGGAUGUUUACAAACAGCUGAAGCGAGGUUGCCUAUUUAAUUGGCGGUGACUAGUUGACAAACUGGCGGUUAACGCAUCUGGUCUUUGAUUAUUAAUAGCUAUUUGUAUCUAUUUAUAGCUUUGGCUCAAGCAGUUGUUGGAUACGUUGGAAUGUUUACAAAGGGCUGAGGCAAGUUUGCCAAUUUAAACGGUGGUGGCUAGUUGGAAAACUGGUGUUUUAGGGUGUAGUCUUUGACUAGAGAAACUCUGCGGGCACGCUUUAUUUGUAUUAAUUCCUUCGGCUUGAGUGGUUGUUGGAUGUUUUCAAAGGGUGGAAGUUAGGUUGUCAAAUUGUCACUGGGUUGUUGGUAAACUGGCGGCAUGCAUGUAGUUUAUAAGUAGAGGAAUGCCACAUGCUUGUUUUACAACAUGUAUUUAAGGUAUUAAUUCCUUCAGCUAAGGUAAUCCUUGUCUGAUUGCUUUGGAUGUUUACAAAGGCUAGGAUUCAAUCGGCAGUAGAAUAGACAUAGGCAUCUAUAACUAGAGGGGAUGCUGUAGGCUCGCUUAAUUAGCUUUUUCUACCCGGAACAAUCAGUAAUCGGAGGGUGAAAAUUUCUGGUAAGUGACCGUUGUUAGCACUAUAAGCCAGUGGCUGACAGUGGAGCGAGAACUAGCUCCUUUUCUCAUGAUCCUAUGGUAACUGCAAAUUUAUUGUUGGCUUACUGUGUGUGAUGUUUUGAAAGACGGAAAGAAACACUCUCUUUUUAAUAUUCACAAACUGCGUUCAGAGCGCAAACAGUCGAAGCAGUUGGUGGAGGUUGUUGUUAAUGUAUCACCUGAGCACUUAGUUGAGCACUUAUAAAGCACGCCCACUAUCACAAAAAGUAUCGAGUCUGCAUAGCAUGUAGUGCUGAUCAGGUUGGUUAUGCACCUUUGGGGGGUAAAGACCAUAGCAGGCAAAAGUAGACAAGUGAAAUCAUAAGGAGACUCAUGUGAGAGAAAAUAGAGGUGGUGAAAAGGUACGUUCUUCAAGCCUUUUUUGUUGGAGGUGUGGCUAUUGUUACAGGAUGGGCCAUUUUGUAUAGACUGUAUACCUUUACCUUGCUCUAUUAGAAAGUCUGAGCAACACAAAGCAUCCUCAAAACCUGACAAGUGAAUAAUGUUAUUUAACAAGUGAAAAUUAAUGGGUGUCUAGUAUUUUGUCAGGUCUAAGUGUCAAAAAAUGAGAGGAGAGAUGAUAUACCUGACAAUAACGAACAACCAAUCCUGUUUAUUCAGCUCCAUAUACAUGUAUUGUGUACUGCUUUUUGUCCUAGGCAGCAUAGUUAUGGCAGCUUUGAAAGCAAGGUAUCCUUAAUUUAAAGGCCUUCCUGCCUUGCCGGUCUUAGCUGUUGUCUCUCUGCUGACUUUAACAGGGUGAGCAUGAUCCCAGAUUUUGGGUUGAUAUAUUUGCCCAGUGGUGUCCUUGCCUUUUUCUGAAAAACAAAACAAAUUAAACAACCAAACUUGGCAUAGGGACGAGAGGCCUUGAUUUCCAACUUCAAGAAUAGCAAAGUUAAAGCCAUUGAAAUGGGAUAAGUUCAUCAGUACCAGGACUUCGUUAAGGUCGGAGGAGAGGUAACAGCCCGUGACCAUGGUAGAAUGACAUAAAAAGCUGAUAAAGAAAGGAGAGCUGACUAGCGAUAUUGGAGGGUUGUUGUUUUGUGACUCAAAAUGUGUUCAAUCCUUGGAGCUUCAUAAUGUUUCUUGAUGUUCGCCGGAAUCCUCAAAUGAACAUCUGCAUGUCCAUUCCAAGAAAUUAAAACAUGAUGAAAUGGCAAGAGAUUUAGGCAUUAUUGUAAAAAAACAGGUUUUCUUUUUCAUCCUGUAAACACUAAUACGGGCACUCAACAGAUGUCUUCAUCUUGGUUAAAUGACAGGUAGUGAUCUCUUAUUGGUGGUGAGAGGUGUACAUGGCUUUCAUUCUGGUUGAGCAAUAACACUAUCCUUCACAGGGGUAGCAGACUUAUCUGAAGUUAUGCAGCUUGUAAGUUGGAAGUGUAGUCAUGCCCCCUUGUAUCUGUUGUAUCGUUUUGUUAAGGUGAUCAACCCUGAUGGUGCCACGCCUUCUGUGAGGAUUAAAAGUCGCGGUACCCUGACAUGAUGUAGAUCACUGCGCCUUUCCAACCAGUGGGCAGGACUAUACCAUCAAUGGCUUAUAUUCUCAUUGAGAAGAAUCUCUGAUUGCCGGGUCACAUGCACAGGUUGGAUAAUAACAGACUACCAAAGCGGCUGUUAUACUCUCAACUCUGUUUAGGAAUGCGUAAUUAAGGGAGGCCUAGAUUAAGGUUCUAAGAUAUUGCUAAGAUAAACAUGAAAUGAAGAGACAUCAAUAUCAUUUGAUGGCAGGAGAGUGCCAACAACAGACCUACCUGGAGAAGAUUUAUCAAACUGUGCUGAAUCCUAGAACAGUCUUAGUCGAACCGACAGACCGUGAUGACGAUGACAGAAAUGUUCAUUCAAAAAAGCUUUUGUGUGUUAAGGAACAAGUUAAUAUUAGUUUAUUGCUAAAGUAUUUAUAAACAGCUCUUAUAUAUAGGACAGCAAGUGAGUUAGUCAAGGAGAUACAAAGUAUUAAGGCAUGUAGCGCACAAGUGUGCUUUAUGGGUUGGCAAAAACUGGUCUAAACGUAGAGACGGUUUUUGUUUUGAGAAUUGAGGAUUUGAAGAGAUUUAUUGGAGACAUAGUAGUAGUUUAGAUUACAUAGUUAAACAAGUAAUUGAGCAGUAAUGGCUGUGGGGUGCUGAUCUAUCAUUUUCCCAAACCAAUUGAUACAAUUGUGCAUGCACAUGAAUGUUGUUGAAUAGAUUACUGUUAAACUCAAACAACAAUGAUUACAAUAAGUUGAGGAUGCAAGUACCAGUAAUCUAUUCAACAACAUUCAUAUUCAUGCUCAGUUGUAUUUAGGUAUGGGAAAAUGAUUGAUCAGCGGACUUAGCCAAGGUGGGACAGCUUAGCUUAGGGGUAGUUAGUAAAUGUGACCCACAUGGUUUUCUAGGUGGGAGUGUAGGCAGUUCACCCCUGUAUGGCUCUGCUGAUCUCAGCAAGGAUCAAUGAUUUCCACGCAAAAUCAGUUUUUGUCAUCAGGAGUUAUGUAAUCACACGUGAAACCAUUUGACUAGCCAUGUUAAACCUGUUAAUUGGGUGUAUUUCACCCAUUAUAAAUGGUGUGAAUAGUAAUGACAGACUGACAAAAUGUUGACAACUGCUGUUGUUAAGGCACUUAAAAUUGAUAUUUUUAUUGAGUGAGCUAAUAAGAGCAAUUACACAGAUGGCCGCAUUUUGUUUUUCCAGGAUACACUAUCCCCUUCCUUUACCAUAUGUGGGAAAACCUGAUCCUGUCCAGCUACAAGAAACAAUUAGAAAACUAAGAGAAGAAAAUCAACAUCUUAAAGAACAGGUAAAGCUCUGACUGUGCACUUCCUUACAAACUACUCUCCUAAUGUCACAGUUAUCACAAGGAUUUCAAGUUGCCUGGUAUAUUCAAUUAGUACAGUGUAGGCGGGGAAUUGAACAGAUAGUAAGUUCUUUUGGUUCUGUUUCCCUUUUGUGUCAAUGAAAGUAGCCAGGUAUCAGGCUCAUUGGAGCCAGGUGGGAAUCCCUGGCCCCUUCUUUAUUAUUUAGCUAAACAUUUAAGAGAGCCAUGUCAUUUAAGUCAUAUUAGGCUAUAAAGGAAAUUGUUGCAUAGCUGGAAAUUUCUUCCCAACAGCGUGCGCUGUCAUUGGUUACUUCAAGGUCACAUGACAUUUAACAAUGAAACUGUUUCCUGUCAAAAUCUCUGAGCAGGCAACAUUGUAAAAUCUAUGAAGUCAGAUCAGAGAGUAACAGUGCACUGUUACCCGUGAAUGUUGACCGACAACUGCCAUUACAGCAAGGUUAAUGAGCCUCAAAAUUUCCAGCUAUACAAUAAUUUCCUAUAAUAGUCUAUUGAGAUUCUCAGGAAACAAAAUUAACUGUUUCCCUCGGGACCAGUCAUCAUGCUCUUUUUGUUAUUCUUGUUAUGCACCUGUAAAAACUCAUGGUACUCUUAUCCCCCUCUGCAGUUACAUGUGUGUAAGUGUCAAUGUAUUUAGCGUGCAGUUAGCCCACAUAGCGACCAUUUGUGAUUGAGUUAUUGUGUGAGAGUUAGAACAAGAGCAAAAAAUGGAGGAAGGGGUAUGGGAAUAAGAGGAAACAAUAUUUCCCACCAACCCCAUGAUUCUGAAAAAUUAAUGAGUUCACACACGAACGCAGCUUCUCAUCAGUACAGUGUGGCAAUGUUAAUUGAAAAGCGAUCAAUGUAGGAACCAGCAAUGUUGUGUUUGAAAAAAAGGGCAUUUAAUUUAAUGAUUCAAGCAUUCUCAAUUUUAUUAUAUUUGAUCAAAAAGUCUCAACUUUUAAAAAUUUCUUGAUAAACUGGAAGAAGCAAAACACAUGUUUAUUUUUUUGGAUCAGUCUAGUGAUUCAGACGAAGAUGAUAGCUAAAUUCUCUACUCCAUAUGUGAAGUCUUUGCAAAUCAACAUUCUUAUUUCACAACAGAAGAUACAGGAUGGAUUAAACCAUUAAAAUCAGUUAGUAAUCUGGGUAUUUGUCAAUACACUAUCCUGUGUACGUUUUUGUUUUUCAUGUUAAUCAUCUUUUUGCGUUAAUUUGAAGUUUCUAUAUGGGUAUUAAAUUUCGCAAGAAUUUUUAUUUAAUAAGGCUAAAACUGAAGAAGAUUGAAACAGAUUGCAAUUCUACAUUGUAGUUUUUGAAAUCUGCUUAGCCUAACAGUUUUUCAAAGUCUAUCUGCUGUUUGUAAGUUAAAAUAAUUGUUUAUUGCGCAGCUUUGGUGUUGUCAUUUACAAGUAUUUAACAUAGAGCAAGAGUAUUUAACAUAGAGUAAGAAGAAGGACUGCCAUGACAUGCCCCCUUCAAUAGUUCAAAAGAAGCAGUCUGUUCACUACAACAUGAUGACAACUAUGAGGAUGAGAUUUUCUUAAUACCAUUAAGUAGUGCGUGCUUGUAAACCAGCAUCAUUUCAGUUGAAAACUCAAAGCUUUUGUCAUUCUAAUGAAGGUUUUAGCAAGAAUGUCAUAGUGGUGGAAACAAGUUAUCAAAUAUCAGAUGUUUUAUCACUUUGCAAACAGGAGAGAAACUUUCCCUAGCUGUCUAUUUUCUUAGAAAAAUAUUAUGCAAAAACAUAUUUGUCUGCCUCUAUUAGCCCUAUUAUUAGACCACUAUUACAACAAAUGCUGCAGUUUCCUUUGCAUCUGUCUUUUAAAAAGGCAGGGUUCAAACAUGAUUUAUAUAUUAUAGUAUUAUUCUCACUCUUCCCCAUUCAGCUUAUAAAAGGUUCAAGAACUGCUGGACUGGUUCAUCUACAAAAAGAGUAAGUCAUUAUCGAGUUUCCUAGGAAUUGUUUUUAAAGCAUAAAGGUGCAGCAUAUCCAAGUUCAACUCACACUAUGAUGGUUUUUGUUUGCAACGAGUAGUGUGAAGGCAACACUUGACAUGAGAUUCCCGGCGGGGGGGGGACUCCCCAUAUGAAAGGGGUGUGGAUGCUCGUCGGAAAUUUUGAAUUAACCCCUAAGGGAGACCGAUCUGGGCAUGGCCCAAGGUUUUUGUGAACCCCUAAAAGAGACCAUGUUAAAACACAGACAAUAUAUAUCUAUUUUAUAUUUUUCACAUGCAACCCUAAACGAGACCUACAGAGCUAAAUAUGAAAGUGAAGAAUGAUCAUCGCAGUAAAUUUUCCAAUUUAAGCAACUGGAAAGAAGAAGUCUGAAAAAAAUCAGGGCUUCAACGGGAUUCGAACCCGUGACCUCCGCGUUACAGGUGCGUUGCUCUACCAACUGAGCUAUGAAGCCACACAUUGGGAGCGAGGUCAAUUUACUGAGUUCAUAUCUCCCGUGAGGAGUGAAAUGAUGUGAUGUAAAUAUGAAAUAAUUCAUUUUGAACUGUGGUUGUAGAUGAAAGUGAAGAAUGAUCAUCGCAGUAAAUUUUCCAAUUUAAGCAAUUGGAAAGAAGAAGCCUGAAAAAAAAAUUCAGGGCUUCAAUAUGAUGGCCUUUUUUCCCAGAACACCCUAAGUGAGACCAAAUUCCGAAAUUUACACCCCUAAGCGAGCUGAUGAGCAUCCCCACCCCUUUCAUAUGCGGAGUCCCCCCCGGGAUGAGAUUACUGUUAUAAAAGUAUACAAUUAAGAAAUGCAAAAAAAAAAAAAAAAUUAAAACAGUAAAAUAUGUAUUGAGCGUCCACAAUGUUAUUAUUUUUUUUUUUAAAAGUCAUGUGUAUGAUCAAAAAAUUAAAAUGUCUUAAAGUAGUUCAUGUAGUAUUCCUGUAGAUAAGUUUUAGGUUACUGUGAAUGCUUUUGGUUUUAGCUGAUACCAGAGAGAUGACCUUCACAUGUACAUAAUUUGUAGUUACAUAAUUGACACUAUAUGACACUAUGGUGAGCUGGCCACUAAACAGAGGUGGCUCAAAUCAUAAUAAUUUAAACUUACACUGAGAGGCAUAUAUACAAAAUUAGUUUGAGGGAUGCAUGGAUUUGUCCAAUUAUCCCUUCAUGUGAAAGCAGCUAACACAAGACAAUUUGGAAAGACAAUCUUAGAGAAUUUGUAGUCACGUGGGCUUUUGUGUCAAACACAUUCAAUUCAAACCAAGUAAUUUUCAGGAUGCAGCAAACUCACAGUUGUUUAAUAUUUGACUAAUGAAAAAACACUAACCAUGUAAAGUAAAAUUGUUAUGAAAGUCUGUUAUUUGAGCCUCAUCUUCAGAUUUAAUGCUGUCUAAGGAAAACCAGUAAGAAUAUUGGACAAGUGGACGGUUUUGUUUACUACCCUGCCUAGGCUUAGUUAUUUAUUGAUUUUUUUGGGUGCUAACCCAGUGUUGACAUUUUGACGAUUGGCUAGUGAACUUAUUUCUACCCUACUUACUUUUAAUGUAUUUUUUUUUUGUUGGUCAGAAAUGAAAAGUUGGUCAAGGAAAAACUGGAAACAGAAAAGCAGUUGGAGACAUUUCAGCGAGAGGUGAAACAUGUCUCCAAAGCAAAUACAGCUAAAGAAAUUAGAGUGUUAAAGAAAGUUGUACAGAAUCUGGAGGUAGGUACUGAGCGGCGGCAUCAUCACUUUCCUUGGAUACUUACGAAACCUCACUUUCAUUCUGCUUUUCCACAGAGUGAUCUUAUGAAGGAGAAAAGCAAAUUCCAGAGGACAAUCAACAAAAAAAAUGAGGAACAUAGGAAUUUACUGGAAGAGGUAAGUUGGACGGUGCAAUCCUUACAGAAUUUGACUAUUUAAUAUUGUCUACAAAUAAUCGAAUUUUGUGGUAGUUUUAAUGUGACAUUUACAAAAAUAGAAAUUUGUUGGAGUACUCAAUGCAGCAAAUUUACGUGGCAAACUUGCUUAUAUUUCAGAAAUGACUGUGAAAAGCAGAAUGCACCGUUGUGAUCAUACAUGUAUAAUGACCCUUAGUGUUGUUUCCAUAAGGACUCGUGUUCAUAUUAAACUUAUUAUUGCAUGUUUGCUUAGAUUUGCCCACAAUUAAUGGCUUACUUGACUUUCAAAACAUUACAAUUUUUCUCAUAAAAAGUAUCAGCUUUUUGUGACAUCACACAAUGGAAUAACUCUAAAGUUACAGCCUACGAUUCGACAGUAUAAGCAAAGUGAUUUCAAUAAAAUAAACAAAGCGACUCACAUGCAGGAAAUUAUUCAGGAUUUGGUGUCUAUUUUUUAAAUCGUUUUUCUUUAUAACGUUUUUCAACAAAAAACAGUAUACAGUCAAUACCGACGUAAACUCUGUAACACGGUUCGGCAAUACAAAAAUGUAAAAGGCGUGUAAACGAAAGCAAGAGGGCGCACACAUGUUUAAAAAGUUUUAACGCGUAUCGGAAAUGUAGGGGGAAGUCCAUUGUCACGGACUAAAGCAGCAUCAAGUUGCUUUUUAUUUCUGCUCAAUUACAAUUUGCUUUUAUAGCUGGAAGAAAUCCGUUCAAAUGAGAGAAAUUUAAGAGCAAGAUGUAGAAGCUUAACUAAUGAACUUGCACUGUUGAAGAGAGGGUAAGUUAGUAAUUUGUCAUCCGCCCUGUUCAGUGGUAACAUACAACAUGGUUUGAGGAGUAGUACCCAAUAAGGACAAAAAGUGGCUAUUUGGUGAUAGCACCAGUCACACUUAGUCUGAUGAUUACUCCUCGUUGUCGUUGUGUUCAGAAAAACCUGUUUAUAAGUUAAACAGUCCCACCCUUAGUUUACUUGCAUUUACAGUACACCGUCAGAAAAUCCUGCUGUCUAGCCAGUAGCUCUAUAAUUAUUAUUUGGAAUGAUCGAUGGAAUUCUACUUAUUCAAGUCGCCUUUAAGACCCAUUAUGCGACAAGAUAAAUGCGUCAAACAAGCGCCAGACCCAUUCUUCGUAGAUAAAAGCGAGCAGCCGAAGCAGAAGGAUUUAGCUAGAAUUUAUUAACGGUUAUUCUCUCGCUAAAUUCGAAUCUUUUUACGAAACUUCGUAACCUCCCGACCCGCAGUAAGAUCCCCUUGUAUGGCUUUGCGGUUUUAAAACGUACCCGCAACUGUUGGUUUCGUUGUUUUCAAAAUAAUGAUUAACUGUCAGUUAAAGAAAAGCCAUUAUUGCUGGCUACUUUGGUUCUUGUACCUAAUCUCACUCUUGAUUUAUCUAUUAUUUAUCUUUAGCCUGCGGGGAGCAGACGCUUUUUUCGGCUCUUGUUUCACCCGCAGGCUGAUCUUGAACAGGGGCAUUAUUCAUUUUCACGAAAUUUGCGUCUUCCAGAUUAAAUACAGUCGUUAACCGUUUUUAGGAGAACCCGCUUGCCUAUCCUUGCUUGCGAGCGACCAACCUCGUUGAUCAUUUUUAGGAGACCCUGUUAGCCGUAAUACAAAAUAUUAACAAGAAAUACUUUGAUUAACGUAGGUCUAGAGCGUCACCAGCCCAGGGUAGCAAUUCGGCUUCCAGAGCAAGUAGAGCUUCACGGCGUUCAGUUUCCAAGGAGAGAAGGCAACCCCCCAAACAGUCUUCAGGCAUGCGCAGUAGAACUCCUUCACCAGCAAGUAUGUACCAUCAGCUUUACAGGCAUAUGGUGUUUUGAAAGUUACUUUGUCCCUCUCAAAAAACCUUUUUACCGGAAUCCAAGCAUUUUGAAAAGGGAGCGGGAAAAGAGAUAGAUAUUGUAACGUACGCGUCACGCAUUAAAGUACCAGAAUCAUAAGAAACAAACAUUACCACCUGGAAAAGAAUGCAACCCUAAAAGUCCUCACAUACUCAGUCCCGCACCUACAGGUAAGAUUAUAUUGGCUAAUCUCCAACGAGCUCGCGGACAUCUAAUCAAAAUUUAGACCCAAGUGUAAUUAAAGUAAAUUGCUUUGGGGUUAGGUAACUUUUCGAGAAUAUACAUCCACUCUAUAAUGAAAUUUCUUGUUUUGCAGUUGGAAGAAUUCCACGGUUUGACCCCACUGCGUAUCCUUUUUCGAUGGAGUAAUCAUAAACAGUUGAUCUUUUCUCCUUAAGUGUUAUUAUUUACUUGAAAGUAUUCUGCAUUUGCACCUCUUUGUUUGAUGGUCCUUUCAAGAUUUCCAAAAAGAGGAAUUGAGAAACACUAACUCGCUGGACUGGGGGGGAACAGAUCAUCGCCCAAAACCUCGACAACGGAAGUGGGCUCUUUGUUUAGACGCAGGUGAUUCCUUUUGGGACCAGAAUGCCAACUGGAGCCUUCUUUUUUGUAUGGCCAUGCCUUUCCGCUCCUUAUCCGUUUUUCUGACUGCAUCCACUUGCAGCAAUUCCCUUGUAAACAACACAAAAUUAAGCAGGAAAGAUUGAACAAUCCUUCUUGAUUUAAUUGGCAGUCAAUAGUCAUUCUUUAAACAGACAAGCGAUAAAACAUUAGAGAGAUUAAGAUUCACGUUUACGCUAAACGGCACAGGUGAAUUUGUACCACGUGACCAAGUUUUCCCUUAAUUGUCGUUAACUGUUUAUUACUUCCUCUAAAAAAUAAGCAGUUUCACGCCAGUUUUAUACAUAAGAAUUGUUCUGGGGAGUUUUUAUCUGCUUAUUUUCUAUUCUGAGAAAUUCUCAAUUUGAAUCUGACGUUUGCCGUUUGGCGUAAACGUGAAUCUUAAUCCCUCUAUUCGGCUUUUGGUGUCUCCAAACCGGAGAUUUAAAAACAGCUUGUAAUUGCACUUACUUUGACGGUAAGCAGACACAUAGAGUCUUGUCAUUUUGUUAAGUGAAAUUGAACUCUGAUGCAAUAAAAAAAGCUUAAGCACAAGUGCAGGAACAUAAAAGAUCAAUUUUGUUCGUCUUGCUUGCCCUUGUGCUUACGCACGCGUCUUGGCCCGGUGAAACAAGUAUGGGACUGUUACCGUUGCGUUUGUGCAUGCGGUUUUGUAUGUGUUGCUUGCGACACAAUUAAAAUUUUCAACAUGACUGCAGAACUUCAGUUUGGCUUUAAAAAAGCGUCAAUGUCCUCUAUUCCAAUAUUCAAGAGUGCUGUUGUCUUAUGUGGCGCAUAUGUCCACCCAAUAAUUUGUGCCCGUGGCUUGACUUUUUGCACAAACCUGUUAAAUUUGUUAGUCUUCUUAUCAACAUUCUCUUGACAACAUUAAAAGAUAUGUCAAAGAAAAGCAAAGGAAGCAAAAAGAGAUGGAAGAAGCCAGAGGGUAUUUUACAGUGUUCAUUUAAAUUUAACAUACUGGUAUUGUAAUCAAGAUCACACUGAUUGUUGAUCCGCUUGCUGAUCUGUAAACUUGGUUUGAUUAAUAAGAAAUAGGGAAUCGUAUUCUGCUCAGUUUUCAGUGGAGAUUUUUUUAAAAUUGAAAGAGGUUGUUAACAAAUGAAGAAGUUACCGGUAAAAUUGAAACAAUAGUAACUGAGAGCGAAAUGUUUCCUUGAUUUAGGCCAAGGUGAUGCUGUCGUCAAAGAAAACCCGGACUCGUUCCCAGGUCUUGUCGGUCUCUCUUGAUUUGGGAAUACAGCAGAAUCACCGUGACGGUAACUUGAACUCUGAAGGGAAACGAAAAAGAGUUCUAGUUAGCGGGGUGCAAAAUUCACUUUGCCUUAGUAAAAAUUGAUAGUUACUGAUUUUUCAGCACUUCAAUGUUUAGUGUGGUGCAAAUUUAACAUACCGGUAUUUCAUCAGAAACGGUAACAUGAUUGGGCAUUUUUUAUGAUAACUGAAACGUGAUCUGUUCGCCGUACCAAUUAAAAUCAAAUUGAUGCUGUUGAUGCAGUGUUGACCAGUAUUAGCCUUCAGUGUUUUUACCGAUUAUACAAAAAGAGGAGCUCAUGGGAUGGCAUCCGAAUGGAGUUAUUCAAGUUAUCGGGAUAAAUUUCUGUGAAUUUUUGAUCAAGGGAAAUGAAAUUUAGUUUGCAUCGAGUUAUCCGAGUUCGAGUUAACCGAGUAAAAAUGACUGGAAGGUGGGGUGAAAUCCAAAGGAAAUUGAACUUAAAUCAAGUUAGCGGGAAGUUCGAGUUAUCAGAGUUUUACUGUAGUUACAUGUAUAGUUGUGGUAGUGGGUGGUUAUCAUAGUUUCUUAAAUAUGGCUAGCUUGUUCGUCAGUGACUAAUUUUUUCUGUGUAUUUCACGCAUUAGGCGAAAAAGGACACGUUUAAGUGGAUUAGGAAAACGAGGACGCUCCAGAUCACUGUCCGCUGAUCGUUUUUCUGCAGCAGCCAGCAGUUCUCAGGCCGCAACGGCAUGGUCAGGUGAGGUUACUGCAAACUUUUUCUGAGUUGAUGGCAAGUGGGUUAAGAGUCAGUGGGCUUCCAUACAUGUAAUUUACCUGAGGUUUCGUUGUUAAUAUCGUAGGUGACGAAUUACUCCUUAAUUUUGGCGCGAAAUUUCAGCGUUAAUUUGUAAUUUCACAUGUGAAAUUACAAAAUUGCCCUUCCGUACGUCUCAGUGUCAAGAUGGCGACGAAGUUUUAAAAUGCCGUGAAUGAAGAUGUCAGGGCACAAAAAGACUCUUUAGAAAACCUGAACACACAAGAGAACAUCAAGAGUGAUUUUGCCGAAAAAGCCUGAAAAAUUCUAAACUUUAUAAGCCACAUUUAAGGUCUAAACAUUUGAGAGAGUGGAGUUCUUGAUCGAUACGAUCCAGGAUAAACAUGGCUAAAAUCCAAGAUUGUUAAAGUAAUUCGUCACCCGUGAUAUUAAUAGGUAAUCAAAUGGUAUACUCGUGAAAUUAGGGAAUAAUUUCACGCGUGUUUUGUCCAAAUCCUAAUAAUUUCCCUCGCCUUUAAACGCGCGUGAAAUUAUUCCCUAAUUUCACUCGUCACGAUUUGAUUACACAUACUUAUUUUCUUCGUUGGCAGGUGGUAGAUUAAGAAGAACCUCGUCCAAUAGUAGCAUAGGCUCAAGACGUUCGUCGCAGUCUUCUGUAGGUGGAGACACGUCUGACCAUUCGCAAUCGAGACGAGUGAAAACCAGGUAAGUGGAAGGGGUCUUUUAGAUGUUAUCUAAAAGGAUAGUCUCUUCGUGCAACAAAAAAGCGCAGUUCUGCUUAUAAAACAUACGACCGAAACUGUAUUUUUUGUUGAUCGAGUCUUGACAAAGAAUGUCGACGCUUGCAGAGAUCCCACUGUUAAAACUGCUGGGUGUCCGAUGAAUAUAGUAUUUAUUAUAAUAAAUUAAGUAGCUAAAUUUAGACUUACUUAUUGGAGUUUUCUGUCCAUAAUGUUCUUGUGUUUGCCAUUUUUCAAGAAAUAAUGUGUUUCAUUCAGUAAAAUCUCUUUCCUACCAAGCUUCCUAUCACUGUCCCAUAUUUUACAAACGUACGUUGUUCUAGGCUUACCAACGGUUCAACAGGCAAGAGGAAGGCUGCUUCGAAGAAAACCUCGUGGUAUAGCCGUGAAGACUCAGAUAUGGUAUGACGUGGUUUCUUGGGGUAGCCUGGGAUUGAAGGGCAUUAUAAUUAAUCACCAAAACCAUCGGUAUAUCUGUUGUUUCUUGUGUUGUGUCCUGAUAUUGGUUUAUUGACUUGUGAAACUCCUUUUUUUCUCAGGAACGAGGAGCAGGGGUGAAAGUUGCGACAGUGCCGUAUCCUCUUUGUCAGAACGUCUUGUUGUUUCAGGGUGACAUGCUAUUAACCUUUCUUUUCUAUAGUUUGUUGGUGGACAAAGGAGUGUUUGUUUAUUGCAGGCCCAAUACAUUAAUUCUUUCCUGAACACAAAAGACGAAUUAUUUUAACAUUCAAAUUAUGUUGUGAUCCAGUCAAUUCCAAGACUGUUAAUAUCCCACGCAGGUUUUUUACAAAAACUUUACCGUGGCGCUUAAACUUGAGAUGUGCACAAAUAUCCCAAAUAUGAAAUUUGUUGCGGCACUUUUUCCGUACUAGGAAGUUUUAAUGUGAAUACGGUUUUCAGAUCCUUUGCACGUUGUCCACUUGUACUGGGCAUGCAGAGCAGUUUUUUAAGUGCAGGGGCCGAUCCACCUCUUUUGAAGUGUAGGGGGGUGGAUGUUACGGACUUAAAAAAUAGCUUACCUGGUGCUGACUCAAUAUUAUUUAGUACAGCUACAACUCAUCAAGCACUUAGUUUAACAAACUAGGAAAGAGUUGUAACAAAAAAACCUAUGUAAUUAUGUAUAGCAGCAGCAUAAUUUUCGCGUUUUUUAUCUACUUUAAAGUUUGUCCGUUCUCUCUUUGCGGCUGUUUAGAACUUCUUGAGUCAUUGUUGAAGGGAGCCAUGCUUUUAAAGGGACAGGUUCACGGUUAAGCGCAUGCUCAUAAAUUACAUUAUAUGCUUUUUUCCAAUUUAUUAUUAAUUCUAUCGGUUAAUAAUCCCACUCACAUGUAUCUCAGCGAUCUCAGAGUGUAUUUCAAAGUAGAAGUGUAUUUCAGAGUAACCUGAAGUGGGAUAGAGGAGUACUAAAAUCGCAGAAAAAAUUAGUGGAUUAUGCCAACACUACCAACGUUGAAUUUAUUAUUGACCUGAAGGUUUUACUCCAUGGUUGAUUAAUUUACAGCUAUGUUAAAAUAUUUAAGUUGAUCAACUGCAAUUUACUGCCAGAGGAGUGUGCAGAUUGGUUCUUUGACAACAUUAUGACAUGAUCAUAUUGCUUGAAUCGAUGAUACAGCAUGUCCCGGCACAAAAACAGCGUUUUGAUAAAUGAGCAUGCGUUGAACCGUGAACCUGUCCCUUUAACCUUCGAGCUGGCGAAAAAGACCUUCUGAUGCGAUAGAUAUAGAAUUUACCAGCAGAAGCCUGUGGAUCGUGACAAUUUCUUUAAUAAUGCUCCACUAAGGUUCUUGUAACUUCUUCAUUUUGCCUAGAAUGUCAUCGAGAUAUGUAAUAUCACUACUAUUGAUCAAAACUUUUAGAUUUCCAGAUAGACGUUAGUCUCUUUCUCAGCCGCUCGAGCAGCAGUCACUUAAUGCUCCCCGUGUGGGGACGGGGAACACUGCAUGUCUUCGGCCCGAGCGGCCGCAAAGGAGACUAGUUAGACUUCCGAACGCGUCAGAGGCUACAUCAUCAGUGCAUUUCGUUUUAAUCUUAGCUCCGUGGAGACGGAAAAGUUGUCCUCCUCUCAGGUGUCUCGUGGUUCGCGCUCGCUUCCAAAACCCGCCUUAGCGCCCUCAACAACGCCUAGUUUUCAGGCCUUUGCUCUUAAUAUGUUGUGGGAUAAACGGUGUUGAAUUUUACAUGAAGUACUUUCUCAGCUUUUGGUGAUGUUGCUGUCACCUAUGCAUUGCUGCUUUGUAUUCAUUUGUUCUUGACUAUCCUCUUGUGAAGUUUUAAUUACGCUUCCUUAACGUGUCUCACAGCUAUUCCAGCACGCCAGAAAACCGCCCGAUACUUGCUAGAGGACAUCACCUUCGAGGUUAGUCAGGCAAAUUUCUCGCUUUUUUGCAACAGUUACCGUGAAACUCACAAAAUUGUGUGCACCAGAAAUAUUUGUGGUAUGUUAUUAUGUUACAAGGGGAAAGCCAAUCAGGCAUGAGAAAACUAAAACCGCAAGCGGCAACGGUGUUAAGUUUGUGGCUUGCUCGCAUUUUUCUGGGUGCAUGUUCUGGGUUUAGAUUUUCAAAUCCGGAUUCGGAUUUGCAAUAAAACGGGCAAUCCAAGGACGGGUUUGAUAGCCAAGAAAUCUCCCCUUAGGUUUCUUUCUUUCCGUUUUAUUGAGAAACUCGAAAAAGGAUUUGAAAAACUGUUCUCCAGAACAGCGGUCGUGCACCUACACGCAUAAUUAGCAGAAAUGAGACCACCGUUCUCGAGAACAGUUUUGCAAAUCCUUUUUCGGAUUUUCCAAUAAAACGUUAAAGAAGGAACUAAGUGAAAAUCAAACGCAAAAUCCGAAAUCCGAGCUUCAAACUCGAAAUCCAGAUUUCCCAAUCGAACGCACCCCUGAUCGUCGCUAUGAUUGGUCGUAACGGCAAAUAUUCGUGAAAUAUUUCGGUUGUUUACCGUGUAAUAAGUAAUACAGUAAUGAUGGUAAUAAAAUACAUUGUACUUUUGUAGAUAUUGGGAAUGAGUCUCUUAAUCGAUCAGCAGAGAUGAUGGAAAUCGACGCACGGCUGAGUGCGCUGCAGAAGUUCAUGAAAGAGAACAUGCCUUAACGCCGCCGCAGUGAAGCUGCUGCUGAGCUAGCAAGAGAGGGUCUACUCCACCGAACGAGCUAUUAUCAUUUUAUUUGUAUAUAGGAUAAACUCA
Messenger RNA from Porites lobata, 22081 nucleotides. The record is from the annotation of a GenBank genome assembly. Lineage: Eukaryota; Metazoa; Cnidaria; Anthozoa; Scleractinia; Poritidae.